GAUACAUCAAUUUGGCAGCAGCUCUAGUCGCUGCAGGGGAUAUGGAAGGAGCGGUGCAGGCUUAUGUGUCUGCAUUACAGUAUAACCCUGAUCUAUACUGUGUUCGUAGUGACUUGGGAAACUUGCUUAAGGCGCUCGGGCGCUUGGAAGAGGCCAAGGUAUGUCAUUCAGGUCUGCCGCUGACAGUGAUGGGGCAUUUGAUUGUUUUUUUGUUUGUUUGUUUUUGUUUUUUUUUUCGUUCCUGUGUUCUUUUUAAGUGUGACCCCUCUUACUAAAGUCAUCUUUUUUCACUGACCUAUUAUUGUUUUUAACAAUUAGCUACCCCCCUCCCAUCUUUAGCCUUUUUUUGUCCAGUAUAUCAGAAAAUGUAGUGUAGUAUAAGUAAGUAUGUCAGUAUGCAUUGCAUAGUAUUAAAUCCCUUUGGUGUUUCGGACCAUAAAUUGUCUGAAGGACAUUUGAAAAAAAAUUAUAUUUGCUUCAUUUUUAUUCUGAAAAUUUUUUGAUAAAAUUGAAACAUUUUUUUCCCCUUUUAGUUUCCCCCCAGUUUAAACAUUUUAAAUUUCCCCCUCAACCCCGUAUAUUACCAUUUGUCUUUAUUCAUUUUUAUUUUACCUUGACCUUUUAUAAAGGUCAUCCUUCCCUUUAGGAAGAAAGGCUGCAUUAACUCAAAUACAACACAUUGUAAUCUUUCUGUGAAUUUGAUUGUUGAUUCAGGGGCGGAAAAUGCUGGCUAGGUCAGUGAAGAAUAUAUGAACUGAUAAAUUACUAGACUAUAUCUGCAAUGCUAAAGGUAAGAUGGUUUGUAACCUCACCACUGUACUCCAGUAUUUUCAACAAUUAAUAGACAUUACACCUGCUCCCCCCCACCCCCAUUCAGACUGAGUACUUUUAGGCUCCCAUUUGCCACUUCAGUUCUUUUUCCAUUAAAUGGGGUUCCCUAGAUCGGGUCAAAUCUGGAGAUGUGCAGUUGUCCGAGUGGUUACAGGCCAUCUUACUUUAUGAUAGAUGGGGGGUUGAGGAGUGGGGAUGGAGUAUCAGGGAGCGUCAAACUCCUCUGCUCUGUCGCUCCACCCCCCGCGCGCAUGCUAAGGAUUGGUGGAGUGUGCGCGCCAAGAGCUGUCUUCCUGACCUUUCGCCCAUCGUCCCAAAGUGCCAGAGAGCUCUUUAGCAGUGCUCUACACGCACUAAUUGCUGUUACCAGUUAUUUGUCCCAUAUUUUCUAUUAUCCCUCAAAUAGUCAACCAUACAGUUGUAAAAUCCUAAAACGUGGGUGCCUUUCUGGACAGUCCCUUCCAUUGGUGUCAGGCAGACAGUUCACAUUCUGUGCUCCACCACCUGCGUCAGAUGCGGUUCUAAAAGGACAGGCGUGCGCAGCAACAGCGAUGACUUCUUCAUUUCAGAGCUGUGGAGACUUCUAGAUCCAAAUAAACCACAGACUUUUCUCCCUACCCCAUUGGCCAGGAUUCAAGAGAGCAGGCCAGGACAAAGCAUUUUAAGUAUUAAAACUUUUCCUGUAAAGGCUAAAAGGCAGAAAAUCAAUGAUUAAUUCUUCUUCCAUUUUGCUUCAGAUCUGUAAUUCCCCCAAAGCAAUGGGAUCAGUUCAUUAUGUUGAUGAUCGAGCCAGUAACUGCCGUCCUGUUGUGGUAACGAAGUUAAAUCCUUGCAACCGAUUGAAAUUGAACCUACGGACACAGAAAAGCCUUUCUUCCCCACAGCAACCCCAAAACAUUUUUGUAUUUUCUUUUCAACUAAACGUUUUUCGCAUGAAAUACUACUAAAUAUACUGUGCUGUGUUAUGUUUGUUGUGUUUUGGAAGAACCUGCUACAUUUCCAUAUUGAAAGACAUGCAUUGUUUAUCAAAUUUACUAACAAUGUUGUUUCUGAUUUUGUCUCUUUUGGUUUUUCCUCAACUGAAAUUGUUGCAUAGAAGGUUUCAGGUGGGUGACACUAUUCCUGCGUAGGGGCCCGGCGGAAAGGAACACUAGGGGCAGCGUCAGUCUUCUCUUCUUCCAGCCAGCCGCGGCCACCACUCUGACAAAGUCCAAAAAUAUGGCUUGCUACCUGAAAGCCAUUGAAACACAGCCCAACUUCGCAGUGGCAUGGAGCAACCUUGGCUGUGUGUUCAAUGCCCAGGGGGAAAUAUGGCUGGCCAUACACCAUUUUGAAAAGGCUGUGACACUGGAUCCAAAUUUCCUUGAUGCAUACAUCAAUUUAGGAAAUGUCUUGAAGGAAGCCCGAAUCUUUGACAGAGCUGUGGCUGGAUAUUUGAGAGCUUUGAGUCUUAGUCCUAACCAUGCAGUUGUUCAUGGAAACCUGGCUUGUGUCUACUAUGAGCAAGGCCUUAUUGACCUUGCUAUUGACACCUACCGUCGAGCUAUUGAACUGCAGCCACACUUUCCAGAUGCCUACUGCAAUUUGGCAAAUGCCCUAAAGGAGAAAGGCAAUGUGUCCGAGGCAGAAGAGUGCUACAACACAGCUUUACGCUUGUGCCCAACACACGCUGACUCCCUUAACAAUCUAGCUAAUAUCAAACGUGAACAAGGCAACAUUGAGGAGGCAGUUCAGCUUUAUAGGAAGGCCCUAGAGGUGUUCCCAGAGUUUGCUGCAGCUCACUCCAACUUGGCCAGUGUCUUACAACAGCAGGGCAAACUUCAGGAAGCCCUCAUGCACUACAAGGAGGCCAUCAGAAUUAGCCCCACAUUUGCAGAUGCUUACUCAAACAUGGGCAACACAUUGAAGGAAAUGCAAGAUGUUCAAGGAGCCCUCCAGUGCUACACACGUGCCAUCCAAAUCAAUCCUGCUUUUGCAGAUGCUCACAGCAAUUUGGCGUCAAUACACAAAGAUUCUGGGAACAUCCCAGAGGCCAUUGCAUCUUACCGCACCGCCUUGAAACUCAAGCCUGAUUUCCCUGAUGCUUACUGUAACCUUGCACAUUGCUUACAGAUUGUGUGUGAUUGGACAGAUUAUGAUGACAGGAUGAAAAAAUUAGUGAGCAUUGUUGCUGACCAGCUGGAGAAAAACCGUUUACCAUCAGUACAUCCUCACCACAGUAUGUUGUACCCGCUCUCCCACGCAUUUCGCAAGGCCAUUGCUGAGCGCCAUGGAAACCUCUGCCUUGACAAGAUCAAUGCUUUGCACAAACCUGCCUACGAGCAUCCAAAAGAUCUGACAGCCAGCGGUGGGCGUCUGCGUGUUGGCUAUGUCAGCUCAGACUUUGGAAACCACCCGACUUCUCAUUUGAUGCAAUCUAUUCCUGGGAUGCAUAAUUCUGAGAAAUUUGAAGUGUUUUGCUAUGCCCUGAGCCCUGAUGACAGUACAAAUUUCAGAGUAAAAGUGGUGGCAGAGGCUCAUAAUUUCACAGACCUAUCUCAGAUUCCUUGCAAUGGCAAAGCAGCUGAUCGCAUUCACCAGGAUGGAGUCCACAUUCUGAUUAACAUGAAUGGCUACACCAAAGGGGCCAGAAAUGAGCUGUUCGCCCUACGCCCAGCACCUAUUCAGGCGAUGUGGCUAGGUUACCCUGGAACCAGUGGUGCUCCCUUCAUGGACUAUAUCAUCACCGACAAGGAAACUUCACCUGGGGAAGUAGUUGAGCAAUAUUCUGAGAAGGUUGCAUACAUGCCUCAUACCUUCUUCAUUGGAGAUCAUGCCAACAUGUUUCCUCAUCUAAAGAAAAAGGCAGUGAUUGAUUUCAAAUCAAAUGGACACAUCUUUGACAACCGAAUUGUUCUCAACGGUAUUGAUCUGAAAGCCUUCUUGGACAGUCUGCCAGAUGUUAAAGUGAUAAAGAUGAAAUGUGACAACAAUCAGGAACCUGCUACAGACACAAAUGGAGCUUUGUCAAUGCCUGUGAUCCCCAUGAACACAGCUGCUGAGGCAAUCAUCAACAUGAUCAACCAAGGCCAAAUACAAGUCACCAUCAACAGCUUUACUGUCAGCAAUGGCCUUGCUACCACACAGAUCAAUAAUAAAGCUGCCACUGGCGAGGAGGUGCCACGCACAAUUGUUGUGACAACGCGAUCCCAGUAUGGUCUUCCAGAGGACUCCAUUGUUUACUGUAAUUUCAACCAACUCUACAAGAUUGACCCACCAACCCUCCAAAUGUGGGCCAAUAUCCUAAAACGUGUGCAGAACAGUGUCUUGUGGCUCCUUCGGUUCCCCGCGGUGGGUGAGCCCAACAUCCAGCAGUAUGCUCAGAACAUGGGCCUACCUAGUUCUCGCAUCAUCUUCUCUCCUGUGGCCCCCAAAGAAGAGCAUGUAAGGAGGGGUCAGCUAGCUGACGUGUGCUUAGACACACCUCUAUGCAACGGUCACACCACAGGCAUGGAUGUCUUGUGGGCUGGGACACCCAUGGUCACAAUGCCAGGUGAAACUCUUGCUUCACGAGUAGCAGCUUCACAACUUAGCUGCCUUGGCUGUCCAGAACUCAUCGCUCAUAGUCGACAGGAGUAUGAAGACAUAGCGGUCAAGCUGGGCUCUGACAUGGAAUACCUAAAGAUGAUCCGGGCACGUGUUUGGAAGCAGCGUAUCUGCAGUCCUCUCUUCAACACCAAGCAGUACACGAUGGACCUGGAAAAACUUUACUUGCAGAUGUGGGAGCACCACAGCAACGGCAACAAACCUGAAAACAUGUUUAAAGUCCACACUGUAGAAAGCAGUGACAGUGCCUGAAUUGAUAUACCCUUGCUAACUUUUUCAGAAUGCCAGUGUUCUUCCCCACCAUCUUUUCCCCCCAAAAUCAUGAACGGAGAUCCUAGUUGGUAUGGAUUACUUGCAGCACUCUCCUGUGAAAGAUUUUGUCACGAUGUCUUGGAAGUGGGACUCAGCGUGUCAUUGACACACAUCUCUUCCCCAUUACAUUUUGAGACUAAAAUAGAAGAAAACAUGAGACAAUUGAGCAACCACUGAACACUCUUAAAUACUUUGAUCAGUAGUAGUUUUGUUUGUGCGGCUGUGUUUGUGCGCGUGUAUGUGUACAGGAGUAACUGCAGUUCGUGAAGAAAAUAUCCAACACAUAUAGUUGUAUUUAUAAAAGGAUCCAUUUUUUUGUCUGUAUGAGAAUGUCGCACAAUGGAAAUUUUUUUAUUAAGUUCUUCGACCAUCAAUGUCAUUUUAGCAGAAAUUGUAACUGCUCUCCAAUUUCUCCUAAGAUGUUAUUUAAUGACUAAAGGAGUAGUAUUUUUUUUGUGUGUAAUGCGAAAUCCUCUCCUUGCCAAAUCUAAAAUUUAGCUGUCGUCCUGUUUUGAUGUUACACUAACUAGCACGAAUGGUCGUUUGGACAAAAAAAGCUCAUGUUAGAAAUUGCAGUAUCACUGAAAGUGGAUCGAUCUCUCUUUAAAUCACACUUGAAGGAAGAGCCUAGGUAAGUAUUUUCUUAGCAGUUUUUUUUUUUUUUUGUAUGGUCAUGAGUUUAUCACGUAAGGUUUGCUCUGAAUAUAGGGAAAAUAAAGACGGCAAUUUCAAAUUUC
Messenger RNA from Corythoichthys intestinalis (scribbled pipefish), 5465 nucleotides. It is a transcript of the gene ogt.1, whose product is annotated as O-linked N-acetylglucosamine (GlcNAc) transferase, tandem duplicate 1. The record is from RefSeq and is a predicted model, not a curated record. Gene Ontology annotation, biological process: protein O-linked glycosylation. Lineage: Eukaryota; Metazoa; Chordata; Actinopteri; Syngnathiformes; Syngnathidae. The transcript is spliced from 20 exons. Gene Ontology annotation, molecular function: protein O-acetylglucosaminyltransferase activity; protein binding. The coding region runs from base 2050 to 4668 and encodes 872 amino acids.